Molecule: messenger RNA, 1583 nt
Organism: Manis pentadactyla (Chinese pangolin)
Lineage: Eukaryota; Metazoa; Chordata; Mammalia; Pholidota; Manidae
Exons: 2
Coding region: 1464-1583 (39 amino acids)
Source: RefSeq, a predicted model, not a curated record
CAAUGACUAUAAUUGGAUUUUGAAAUUUAAAUCGGGGGGAAAGAUUAGAUGAAAGGAUUUGUAAUAGAAGAAAAUGAUAUAUGUGAUUCAUGAAUACAAAACAUCAGUUUUGCAGAUGAAGAAUGAGGUACUGAAAUAUUUUCCGAACUGGUCUAUUACAUUAAACAUACUGAAUACUAAUUUAUCUUGGUCAGUUAACACAGAAGAUUUCUAUUCUAGCAUAUAAACAAAGCUUAAUAAAAUAACUAGUAUUUGUAACAAUAACUUAAGCACCUACUUUAUAUAUAAACACAGUUUACUACCUUAGCCAUUUUUUAAAAUGUUAUGUGUCACAGCUACAAAUUUAGUAUUUUAGAUCACUAUCCUCUGUAUCCACUAGACCUCUUUACAGGGUUAUAUUGUCGCAUCACGUUAUAUUUACAAGGUUAUCAUUUUCCCCAGGCUGGAACUGCUGACCUAAUCCAUUUACCAACUCAGUGAACCCUUGUUAAAAGUAGAACAAGACAGUCCUUCUAUUUUCCAGGUAGACUUGCUUGGACAACUGAAUUGAACUAAAACCAGUUAUUUUAGGUAUUUUUUAAAAAAUCACUUUUCAUGGGUAUAGUAUAUGAUUUGUUAGGCUCCCUCGUUUCCCUAUUUUUUGAUAAUGACUUUCCAUUUUCAUUUGCCAUGUAGUUUGGGUAUUAUAUAGGUAAAUAUAAAGGUAAAUAAAUGUUAGACAUUUACAAGAUAGCCAGAUGACCCUGUCCCAUUUGGGACAGGAAGUCUAAGGAAGUUUGACUGUCUUAUAUCUUACAUCAAAAGGAGGAAUAAAAGAGGGAUUCAGGACAUCUGCAUAGAGUCUUUAGGAAAAAAACAAUGUCAUCAGUUCUUAGAAUUCAAAAAUAAAAAUAGGGAGAAAAAAUUGAUACGGUGGUUAGCUGGGGGAUUUAAACUCAGAGAAAAUUAGACUGUUUCCACCUGGAUGAAAAUGCAAUCCUUCAAACUAAAGUUGCUAACAAUGUAAAAACUCUUAGGGUUCAAAUAAAUGCUAACUGGUAAUCAGUUGUGUUUUAUUUUAAAUAUUUUUUAUUGUGGGAAAUAAUAUAUAACACAGUUUACCACCUUAGCCAUUUUUGAGUAUACAAUUCAGUGGCAUUGAUUUCAUUCACAAUGUCGUGCAACUUCAGUUACGUUUUUUAAAAUGUUUUCAGGAAAAUUAUUUCCCCAUGAUUACCUAAAAUGAAAUGUUCUCCGAACGUGCAUCGAAGCCUCCAGUUCUAAAUUUUGAGGCCUUAUGAGGCCGAUCUGCAAUAAGAAGGGCGUUUGGUGCGGGAGGUCGCGUUCGUGGUCAGCUCCUCGCUGGAGUCCCUGGGCCGACAAGGAGCGCAGUGGCCGGGCGCCCCCGGGCGGCGGGGACGCGGUGCAGAGACGCGCUGGGCCAGCGAGGGGAGCUGCAGGGCAGAAGACCGAUCUUUGAAAAUAUGUAUUUGGGGGAUAGUGGCGUCGUAUUGAAUACCUUAGGCUGGUGCUGCCAUCGAAAAAUCUGGUUACACUCUGGGGAGGCCUGCUUCUGCUGCAGGACGGCACCACCUCGGCUCUGA